UAGUUACUAAAAGUCGUCGGUUUGCGUUAACGUCUCGCGCGGACGAUCAUGUGUUCGAGUAAAGUGUGAAAAUUCGUUAUUGUCUUUAAAUUUUUUUUUGUUUGGUAUUAGCUCAAAGAAGAAAGCAAAGCAUACUUUUCAUUACUUUGCAGUGCGGACAUCCGUAAUUCUUAGGAAAAGACGAAAAAUAUAGUGUUUGCAAUAUUUUUUGCAUUUCGCAAGAGUGCAAGUGGAGAAACGCGAAUGCGACACCACCGGUGGUGACGUUCAAAAAGUCAUCAAAAGGCAAAAGUCAGAGCGAGUUUUACGCAAAAACAUAUACACAUACAUAAUGCUCUACAUGGAUAUACUUACAUAGUGAAUAUAAACAAAUUCGGUGCAUAUUUUACUCGCAUUGCGGCGUUUUUCUGCUUUAAUCGCGUUUUCGGGUGGCAAAUGCCAUUUGUGCACGACGCUGAUCAUACUCACAUACAUACAUACACACAUAUAGACUAAAACCAAAUACACAGUGAAGUCGUGAGCGCGGAGCAACACUUGUGUGUGAGUGUGUGGAAAAAUGGGCACAAAGAUCGAGUACGUGGACACGACGCAUCUCUAUGCCACCAAAUACAUACGCAACUCAAAGGCCAUAGCUGUACUCUGGGCGAUAUUCACAAUAUGCUACGCUAUUAUCGGCAUUGUUGCCUUUGUGACGCCAGAAUGGGUCGGUGAUCCGGACAAUGAAAGUGCGGGCCGCUUGGGUCUGUGGCAGAUGUGUCAGCGUGAUGAGAUAUUCGACAAUUGCAAGCGACGUUGGGAGACCAUACUCACAGUGCCGACAUUCUCGUUUCAAUUGGCAACAUUCUUUAUGGUUGCGGCGGUGGCAUUGGCCUUGCUGACAAUCUGCUUUUUGGUAUUCUUGAUCUUCAUGAAGUCAACGAGAGUAUUUCACAUAUGCGGCUGGAUGCAAAUCAUAUCAGCGAUUUGCAUGAUUGUUGCCUGCGCCGCCUUUCCGUUCGGCUGGAACUCUGAUGAUUUUCGAAAAAUCUGCGGUCCCGAUGCGAAUCGCUUUGAGCUUGGUCUAUGCGGCAUCCGUUGGGCCUAUCCGCUUGCCAUAAUUGGAUGUGUCGAUGGUGUGGUCUUGGCCACGCUCGCCUUCAUACUUGCCACGCGUCAUGUGCGCCUACAACCCGAUCCACUCUAUCAGAGUUCACUCUACAAAGGUGAGAUUAACAACGCUUACAUUACAGACGCUGUCAGCCUGGCCGGCUCACGGAAAUCGCUGAAUCUGCAGCCAAUUCUGCUGGUGGCGCCACCACACAAUAUGCCCACAAAUGGCGAUGACACGAUAUCGCAAUUCUCCUCGCGCACACCCAACCAUCGAUAUCGACCCGACUAUCCGAUGCAUCAGUUUUGAGUUAAAUUGUCGAACCGGCGUUUCCGAAAUUGUGAUCCUUUUGUGUGUUUCAUAUUUUAUUUUUUCGUUUUGUGCUUAUUUUGAUUUGUUUUUCUUCCUUUGUUUUCUGUUAACAUCCUCAAUGCAGGUUUUAUGGACUGAGAAAAAAAGUAAAAUUAAAACCUCGUAAUAAAAGUUAUGCCAUUCUCUUGGUGGCUAUCUGUACAUAUAUAUACGAUAAAUAGACAUGUAAUUUUAUUGUAUGUAUUUUAAAAAAUGUAAAAUGUACAAUAGAAAAUAAGUUUACAGCUAAAUAAAUUAUUGUCAUUAUCUGAGCGAAA
Messenger RNA from Bactrocera dorsalis (oriental fruit fly), 1716 nucleotides. RefSeq names its product LHFPL tetraspan subfamily member 3 protein (gene Tmhs). The transcript is spliced from 6 exons. The coding region runs from base 557 to 1396 and encodes 279 amino acids. Lineage: Eukaryota; Metazoa; Arthropoda; Insecta; Diptera; Tephritidae. Gene Ontology annotation, cellular component: plasma membrane. The record is from RefSeq and is a predicted model, not a curated record. Gene Ontology annotation, biological process: sensory perception of sound.